Molecule: messenger RNA, 2395 nt
Organism: Myxocyprinus asiaticus (Chinese sucker)
Lineage: Eukaryota; Metazoa; Chordata; Actinopteri; Cypriniformes; Catostomidae
Gene: paqr3a
Product: progestin and adipoQ receptor family member IIIa
Exons: 7
Coding region: 408-1346 (312 amino acids)
Cellular component (GO): membrane
Molecular function (GO): signaling receptor activity
Source: RefSeq, a predicted model, not a curated record
CAUAGGUUGCAUCUUGAAGCUAAAUAAACAAAUAAAUGGGGAACAAAGGAUGCCAGUCUUAGAAAUUAGGUGUAAAAAUGUUAUUUAUUCGAAUUUAUUUUAGCUUCAUUAUUAUAAUAUACCCGACAUAUUAUUAUAGGACUUGAGAGGAUUGAUAAAAUUAUCACAGGACAAUAGAAGACAGACCGGGAUUAAAGCCUCAGGUUACAUGUGACAUGAAUUAAUCUCUAAAUUAGCCUGUUAGCCUGACAGCUGCUAGCAAGACAGCACGUCUUCUUAUCGGGCUAACAUGAGUCUGAGGAAGGAAUAUUAUUUUUUCUCAUGAACCUUAUUUAUACAAAAGAUUUUUCAAUGCUAAUAUUUAUUACAUUCAAUGGAUUCUGAGUGAGAGACUGAAUGAUAUAAUCAUGCCAUCAGCAAAGGUGCUGAAAAAUGCUCAGUAUAUUGAAUUGGGCAGUUACCAGUAUUGGCCAGUUCUGGUGCCCAGAGGAAUCCGCCUGUACACUUAUGAGCAGGUGCCUGGGUUUCUUAGGGAAAAUCCUUAUAUCACUGAUGGCUACAGAGCCUAUCUGACCUCUAGACUGUGCAUUAAAAGCCUUUUCAUUCUGUCCAAUGAGACAGUAAACAUCUGGAGUCAUAUGUUGGGAUUCUUCUUGUUCUUUACACUGGGAGUCUAUGAUUUGCUGGCAGUGUUGCCUUCAUUAGGAGCUUCUAGGGAGGACUAUGUCAUCUACUCCAUAGGUCUCUUCUGCUUCCAGGUGUGCAUGCUGUGCUCCGUGGGCUAUCACCUGUUCUGCUGCCACCGCUCCGAAAAGACCAGCCGGCGCUGGAUGACGCUGGACUAUGCUGGAAUCUCUGUCGGAAUUCUAGGCUGUUACGUUCCUGGAGUAUUCUAUGCCUUCUACUGCAAUAACUACUGGCGGCAGAUGUAUCUGUUAACUGUUCUUGCCAUGAUGCUAGCAGUGUUCUUUGCUCAGAUACACCCUCAUUACUUGACCAAGAAGUGGCAGAAGCUGCGCUCCAUUAUAUUCUGUACUGUAGCAGGAUACGGCCUUAUUCCCACCUUUCAUUGGAUAUGGCUCAGUGGGGGUUUCAGCUCAGAUGUAGUCCAGGAAUUUGUUGCCAGACUGCUGAUAAUGUAUGUACUUGCUAUAGCUGCUAUCAUCUUCUACAUGUCCAAAGUUCCAGAGCGUUAUUUUCCAGGUCAGCUGAACUACUUGGGCUCCAGCCAUCAAGUCUGGCACAUACUGGUGGUGCUCAUGUUCUACUGGUGGCAUCAAUCUGCACUCUUCAUAACCAACUAUCGUCAUUCUCACCCUUGCCCUGACUACCAUCUUCAUUCCUAGAGCAUUGGGGUAGGAGGGUCAGCCCCGUGGACUGUUGUUUACCAUUUUGAAUUGUCUUGAAGCUUGAACACAUUCAGUGUUUAUAAAAUAUGAUCGCUAUAUGUAUGGAGUUAUUUUAAUUGAGUUGUUGUUAUAGGCUUUUUUUCAUGUAAAUUUUACAUAAGUGCCUAGCUGUUCCAGUCUAAAUAUUUUCAAAAUAAAGGCACUUGAUAGGGUAAAGUGUUAGGCUUUAAAAAAAAAGUUUUAAAAGCUAAGGUGUAGCAUCGCUUCACAGCAUCUGCCUGAGGUGGGUUUCUACAUCUUAAAACAAGUACAAAAUGUUUUCUUUGUGUCUGUGUUUGGGUAACAUGCAGUAUUUAUCAGUUAUCUGGAAAAAAGUGUUAUAUACUAAUAGUUAAGCAUUCAGUAUUGUAUUUUCUUUUCAAUACUAUUUUGUUUUUCACUUUUUUUGUUUUUGCAGCUAGUGUACAGCCCUCCUCACAAACUGAAUAGUACUACAUUUCAAUUUAUGUGCAUUUCUAUAUUAAAUAAACUUCAGUGACAUGUCCACUACAUAAUAUUUAGUCUAAAUGAGACGCUUCAUCUUAAAGUCUCCUUUAUAACAUUGCAGAAACCAAAGAGGAUUUGUAGGGCUUUUUCAGGAUUGAUCAAAUGUUAAGCAAAAACAAUGACAUUUAUAUUUUGAAGGUUGUUGCACAUCAUUGCAAUUUUGCAGAAAUGCAUAUAAUAAUUAGUUCUAUUAAGGCAGAUGCCUUUGUUUACCAUUUUCUUUUGCUUAAGUUGUGCUCUUGCUCAGUUUACCACUAACAAUUUUAAAAUGUAUUGGAAGACUAUUCAGUAUUUUAAGCUUAGUAAGUUCGCAGUGGAACUGAAACAUCAGUUGAAAUCAUGUGGAGUCAAAUUGUCAGGAUCUGACAUCCUUCUAGGACACCAAGUUAAGAAUUUGUGAAAUACAGCUAGUGUUCAUUUUAGUUUUUCUCAAUUGCUUUGGCUCAGUUCUCAAAUGAGAAUCUUUUUUUUUUUUUUUUUUUCAAAACAAUAAGUUAAAA